AAUCCUCACUAUUGAAACCCUAACUCGUGGAGGAAAAUCACUCUAAAAAAAUGGUGCAUACCAGAGCCCAAACCAAGAAGAUGCUUCAUGCCUCUAUCUCUCGUUUCAACGAUGACCUUUUUACCGAGAUUCUUCUCCGCCUCCCUGCUGCCUCCAUCUUUCGUUUCAAAUCCGUUUCCAAACACUGGCGUUUGCUUUUGAGUCAGAAAUAUUUCACCCAAAGGUAUGAUAACCUUUCAAAAUCUCCAACAGGUCUUAUUGCUACCGAUAUAUAUGUUCCCUUUGAUGUUGAAAACCCAAGCACUCCCCCUUUUCGUUGUCUUGAUUUAUACUUUGAUCGUUGUGAUGUUGAAAUCGUGCAAUCUUGUAAUGGGUUACUACUUUGCUCUACCAACGGCCGCAACGGUGUUAAUAAAUAUUAUGUAUUUAAUCCCACCACCAAGCAGUUGGCACUCAUCCCACCCGUUCCCGGAGAUCCUAGCGCUAUAUGGUUUAUGGGUCUGGCAUUUCAUCAAACAGAUUGUGUUCGCUACAAAGUUAUCUGUGUUCUUUCUGUUGGGUCUUGUGUCGAUUCGUAUCAGAUUCAAGUCUACUCGUCUGACACAAAGGAAUGGAAGAUAUCUAUCGAAUCUUUCCCUGCCUCUAUACCCAUCAUCCGCGACGGGGUUUACUGGAAUGGAGCGUUUUAUUGGGCUUCUUUAUUUGACAAUAUAAAUUACUGGUACUUCAAAAUAGAUGAUCAACAGCUGCACACGUUACCCUUGCCUCUUGGCUUGAUCCCUUCUGAUUCUGAAGUGGUGAGAAAGUACUUGGGAGAAUCCAGAGGUCAUCUACAUUUAAUUGCAUACAAGAAUUUCCAAGGAGGUAUGUUAAGCCUGAAUGUGUAUGAGAUGUUGAGCGAUCAUUCUGGCUGGUUUGUCAAGUAUCAACUACAGCUUGAUGCGCUUCCCGCUGCUGCUUUCCCAAGUAGGAUUGUUGGGUACGUUCCCGAUUAUGAGUUCCAAGUCAUGGAUGUGGUUAGAGGCAAAGAAGAAGAAGAUACAUUCGUGGUGCUGGAAACUCUUGAUAAGAUUAUAACAUACAAUGUUCAUGACAGGAGUUUUAAACAGAUAUAUAGUUUUACCAAAUAUUGUAGUUCAGGUUUUUAUCGUUACACCGAAACCUUGUCUUCUUUUUAAAAGACAUUUCGGAAUGUUUAUAUCUCGUACUAAAUUGAUUUAGUAAAGUUUUGUCUUGGUUGAAAACUUUGUUUAUCAACAAAUUGAAUUUCAUUUA
This is a messenger RNA of Helianthus annuus (common sunflower), 1275 nucleotides long. RefSeq names its product F-box protein At5g07610-like. Lineage: Eukaryota; Viridiplantae; Streptophyta; Magnoliopsida; Asterales; Asteraceae. Gene Ontology annotation, molecular function: protein binding. Bases 51 to 1178 code for a protein of 375 amino acids. The transcript has a single exon. The record is from RefSeq and is a predicted model, not a curated record.